This is a messenger RNA of Pipistrellus nathusii (Nathusius's pipistrelle), 1149 nucleotides long. The record is from the annotation of a GenBank genome assembly. NCBI's taxonomy places the organism in Eukaryota, Metazoa, Chordata, Mammalia, Chiroptera, Vespertilionidae.
AUGAGUGACAGUAAAUGUGAUAGUCAGUUUUACAGUGUGCAAGUGGCAGACUCAACUUUCACUGUCCUAAAGCGUUACCAGCAAUUGAAACCGAUUGGCUCGGGAGCCCAAGGAAUUGUUUGUGCUGCUUUUGAUACAGUUCUUGGGAUAAAUGUUGCAGUCAAGAAACUCAGCCGGCCUUUUCAAAAUCAAACGCAUGCAAAGAGAGCUUAUCGUGAACUCGUGCUCCUGAAAUGUGUCAAUCAUAAAAAUAUAAUUAGUUUGUUAAAUGUGUUUACACCACAAAAAACUCUAGAAGAAUUUCAAGAUGUGUAUUUAGUUAUGGAAUUAAUGGAUGCUAACUUAUGUCAGGUUAUUCAUAUGGAGUUGGACCAUGAGAGAAUGUCCUAUCUUCUUUACCAGAUGCUCUGUGGUAUUAAACACCUUCAUUCAGCCGGUAUCAUUCAUCGAGAUUUGAAACCUAGCAACAUCGUAGUAAAGUCAGACUGCACGCUUAAGAUCCUGGACUUCGGCCUAGCCCGGACAGCCUGCACCAACUUCAUGAUGACCCCCUAUGUGGUGACGCGGUAUUACCGGGCGCCGGAAGUCAUCCUGGGUAUGGGCUACAAGGAGAACGUUGAUAUCUGGUCAGUGGGUUGCAUCAUGGGCGAGCUGGUGAAAGGUUGUGUGAUAUUCCAAGGCACUGACCAUAUUGAUCAGUGGAAUAAAGUGAUUGAGCAGCUAGGAACACCGUCUGCAGAUUUCAUGAAGAAACUUCAGCCAACGGUGAGGAAUUAUGUAGAAAACCGACCAAAGUAUCCUGGAAUCAAAUUUGAAGAACUCUUUCCAGAUUGGAUAUUCCCAUCAGAAUCGGAACGAGAUAAAAUUAAAACAAGUCAAGCCAGAGAUCUGUUAUCCAAAAUGUUAGUGAUAGACCCUGACAAGCGAAUCUCUGUGGAUGAGGCUUUGCGUCACCCGUACAUUACUGUGUGGUAUGACCCCGCUGAAGCCGAAGCGCCACCACCUCAAAUUUAUGAUGCUCAGUUAGAAGAAAGAGAACAUGCGAUUGAAGAAUGGAAAGAGCUAAUUUACAAAGAAGUCAUGGACUGGGAAGAGAGAAGCAAGAACGGUGUUGUCAAAGACCAGCCUUCAGCACAGAUGCAGCAGUAA